AUGGCAUCGAUAUUAGAGUUGGCGCUUGACGAGAAAGUCUGCAUAAAAGAUAUUAUAAUCUGGCUUUUGUCAAAAAGCAAAGAUGAAAGCCUUCCCGAUGUCUUUAAAGAACAUAAGACUGUUCGACAAGAAUUUAUUCCAUUUUUUCUCAACUACUUAAGAGACCAGACUCUUCAUUUGCUUCAAAAUUCCAAAUUAAAUGGAUCACCAUCAAAAACACCAUUGUCAAGCCAAUGUUCAGAUACCAAUAAACAGUUAAAUAAGAAAGUGAAUCCUAACAGUUCCUCUAAACGAAUGCAGCUAUUUGAAGACAGUCCUUCUGAUAAUAACAAAGAGUUCUGUUCACCUAUUUAUUCUCCUGGCAAUGAAUCUCCUGUUUUUCGUAAUUCAUCUGAACGACAGAAAAAAUAUGAUCAGAAAUUUUUUCAGAGAGGACACAAAUCACCCAAUAUGACUCCAGAGCCCAAAAGUGGGAAAUAUAAAUUGAGUCUUGGUGAAUUUAUGUCACCAGAUCCUGGACAGAGGAGAAAAUCUUCUCCCUUCUCAAGUACUAAUAAAGACUUGAGAGAAAACUCCCCAUCUCCUACUGUCAUGAUAUCAGACAGAGGAAAUAAAAGUUCAGGAAAGAAAAGAGCAACAUUACAUACAAUAAGCAAAAAUACAAGCUCAUUUAAAGAGAAGUCCCCAGUAUUCAAUUUGUCUGAAAAUGAUUUCCCUCCAGUUGGUGCAACAAAUAAUAACAGAGAUGAGACACCAAAACCGAAGAGAAGAAUCAACCCAACUCAGUUAUUACCAGAUGCAAAGAAGAAUGCGGCAGCUAAAUUCAAGAAAUUAGCUGAGGUUGUAGAGAAACCUGGGAAUGCUAAUAUAAAUGGUGUUAAAAGUGAUACAGCAAUGUCAUCAGUUGAUGGUGAUAUUUGUCUUGCUGAUGAAAGAGAAUUACUAAGGCAUCUAGGCAGUGAAUGUUUAUUUGGUUUUAUGUCUGAUAGGAAAGAAAAAGCGAAGAGACUGUCAAUGGAAUCAAUGUCUACAACAUCAACUGUCUCAACACCGUCCAAAUUUAGCCUGGAUAGAAGAACUAGUUGUAGUAGUAAUACUGAGUAUAUAACAGCUUGUCUACAUCUUGUAACUCAUAGUGAUAAACUUAAUAUCUUGGUUCAACUUUAUUCUAGUUGUCUUGAUGAACAUUUGUUUCCUAAUAUCUCUGUAGAAUUGUAUUUCUUGAUACAAUUAUUGACUUCAUUAUCAGAAGAUAUAAAACCUGACACACCUUCUGUAAAUAUAGAUUCAGAAGAUAUGAGUUUAUUUGUAACUGUACAUAAUGCUGUAUAUUUCUCAGUAAAUGUUCUGCAAAAACAAUUAAAUUUGCUGAAGUAUCUAGACAGAAGUGUUAUCAAAUUGUUAGCAGAAAAUAAAAGACUGGUGGAUUUUUCUUCAGAACUGCAUUCCAAUCUUCUUGAGUUGUACACUAGCUCUUUUUCAGUAAAGAAAUAUCCAACUUGUCCCAGAUCACCAAUAGGUGGUGUAUCAUUUCAAGCUGAUACAGAUAACAGAAAAAAUUUUCCUAGUGAUAAACUAUUUCACCAAUUUAAAAAACAAAGAGAUAUGUUCUAUGAAUUGAUAAGAGAGUGGGAGGAGAAGAGACUGACUACUGGCUGGUCUGUACAGGAAGUUCUAGGAAAUAAAAUCAGGUUUUUAGUCAAUGUCAAUACAGAUUUAGUCAAUCAUCUACAUUUUGCUAGGCUUUUUCUUUCACAGUUAAUAUCGAUGUGUAAAGGGGAUGGGGUUAUUAGAACAGAAGAUGAUGAUAAUAUUGCUCUAUUGGCUCAUUUAAAGAAAACCAAUCCUGCUAAAUUUAAAAAACUUCAAGAGAGAUUUAUUCAACCAUUUAGUGUAGGUGGACCAUGUCCUCCAGUCAGCUUUCCUGGAAAUCAGGAAUUUUUUAAAGAAUUUAUUGUUGCUGCUUCCAGUCCUGUAUUGAAUCAACAUUUAUCUAAUAUAUUUACUGGUAAAAUUAAAAAGUUAAACAGUACAGAAUUUAGUCAAAAUCCCUCAGAAGAAAAUCAAGAAUCAGAAGGCAUAAAUCAGGUAUUUCUUCUUUCUAAAAAAGCUGUUUAUUUCCUUUUAAUUACACAUAAAAUCAAACAUUAUAUAAUUAAAAGAUAUUGUAGUUCAGAACAUCCUUAA
Lottia gigantea (owl limpet) is the source of this 2187-nucleotide messenger RNA. RefSeq lists its product as hypothetical. Gene Ontology annotation, cellular component: nucleus. NCBI's taxonomy places the organism in Eukaryota, Metazoa, Mollusca, Gastropoda, Lottiidae. The coding region runs from base 1 to 2187 and encodes 728 amino acids. Gene Ontology annotation, biological process: chromatin organization. The record is from RefSeq and is a predicted model, not a curated record. The transcript has 12 exons.